AUGCGCACGCACGUCUGGAAGUUCCUGCUCAACGUGCUCUCCAGCGCUGGCGAGCGGGGCCGGAGCCUGUUCCGGGCGGGCGAGGGCAUGAGGGUGAUCUGCGAUGUCAUCCGCGGCGGCGCGUGGGGCACCGAGCGCCAGGAGGUGACGGCCGAGGAGGAGGAGGACCGCUACGAGGAGGAGGAGCUCUACGGCGCAGGGCAGGGCACCUGGGGGCUGAAGGACUCGUACCACUCGUGGCCGUCCGUGGAGUACUUCGGCGGCCGCCAUACCGAGCCGCGGUUCUACACCAUGGACUUCUUGGAUGACAAGUUUUACGGCUCCAAGGACCGGAUGCUCGCGGCGGCUUUCUUGGAGUACAUGGCUUCGGAAGCCAUGUGGGGCGAGGAGACUCUCGUGGGGGAGAUGAUGCAGUGCCCCAACACCCUCCAGGUGCUUUGCCGGGUCAGGCCCCCAGGCUGCUUCCUCAUACGAUUGCUGCUCAGUGCCCCGAGCUUCCCCGAGUACCUGAGGGCUACCGCGCAGCAGAUUGCGGAGGCAUACGUGGAGCGGUCGCUCAACCAGCUGUGCCUGCCCGACGCGACGUCCCACUCGCUGUUCCCGGUCUGCUUCGAGCUGGAGGGCCACGGUGGCGCAGCCAGGGGAGGCGUGCUGGACGCAUUCAGGAGGGAGAUGGUGGCCGUCGAGACCAGGAACGUCGUUCUCAGGAUCCUCGCGUUCGCCUACCACAGCCUCCAGGCCUGCCUGCAGGAGGAGCGCUCGAUGCGCGAGGGCGACCCAGCGCAGCGCUCGGAGCCCGGGGACGAGGCAUCGCAGCUGGAGGAGGAGAUCACCGUGUGCUGCCGGCUGAUCGCCUCCCAGUUGCCCUUGCCGCUGGAGGAUGCUGGAGGCCUGUGCGUGGCCAUCUGCACGCAGGUGCAGGAGUUCACCCGCAAGGCCCUCCUGGCCGUCAACCAGCUGCCGCCUGUCAACCCCGACGAGCGCCAGCGCGCGAAGGGCCUGGAGGUGGCCAAGACGGUGCCCCCGCGCCCGAUGUACUUCGGCCACUACCAGCAGCUCAUCCACAACCAGUCCAACCCCACGCAGCCCUCGUCGAGCAGCGCGGCGCUGGAGGGCCAGGCGCGGCUGAAGAGCCUGCAGGGCGCGGCGGACAUCCUCUUCACGGGCGAGAACAGGUACCUGAGCGAGCCCUCCCUCUUCCCCUACGAGUUCCUCGUGGUGUUGCGGCUGGUGCAGCUCCUGCGCGCCGCGGAGCCCGCCGCCCCGCCCUUCCUGGCCGAGUUGCAGGACUCCCUGGAGCAGCUCACUGGGCACCGCUCCUCCUUCAUCUUCGCAGACAGCCACGAGGGCACCGAGCUGGCGGACUACCCGUGGCGGACGGGCGUCGCGCACCUGAACACCUUCAGGGUCUCCCAGGUGCCGCUGCGGCGCUCCGACCUGGGCCGGUUCCCGCGGCGAUCCCCGCUUGACGUGGUCCGUGGCCUGGAAACGAUCCUCAAGGAGUACGUCGACCUGAACAUGUGGGAGGAGGACGCGGACGACGGCGUGCGCUCAUCGCCGGACUCGGGGAGGCGCGGCAGGGACGCGCCGCGGCCGGAGGCGCUGGCCAAGAGGCGCAGCGUGCUCCUGGCGCUGGUCUUCAAGCACCUGUGCUACUUCCACCCGAAGAUGGUGACGCUGGAGGACUCGCCCCUCGGACUGGCGCGCCGGCUCGGGGUGUCCGUGGAGCUGCUGGCGUCCGUCGAGGAGCUGCUGCUCCAGGGCGAGCCAGGCGGAGCCGCCGAGGCCGGCGAAGGCCCCGCGGGUCACGAUGCGGAGGGCCGCGCGGCCGAGGGAGGCUCCUGCGCCCUGCUGCGCUGCGACCCGAGCGGCGCGGUGGAAGUGCUGCAGGUUUCAGUGGGCGAGGCCAAGCUGGCGUUCGUGUGCAUGAGGGGCACCUGGACGCUUUGGGCCAACUGCACGAAAGACAGCGCUCAGGUGCUCACCGAGUGCGCGGCCGUGCACAGGUAUUUUGCCUUCGGCGGUCAGGGGCCGCCGCCGCCCGCCCUCGAGCCGUGA
Molecule: messenger RNA, 2058 nt
Organism: Prorocentrum cordatum
Lineage: Eukaryota; Dinophyceae; Prorocentrales; Prorocentraceae
Source: the annotation of a GenBank genome assembly